This is a messenger RNA of Suncus etruscus (white-toothed pygmy shrew), 948 nucleotides long. Its product is annotated as olfactory receptor 51Q1-like. Gene Ontology annotation, biological process: G protein-coupled receptor signaling pathway. The record is from RefSeq and is a predicted model, not a curated record. Bases 1 to 948 code for a protein of 315 amino acids. Lineage: Eukaryota; Metazoa; Chordata; Mammalia; Eulipotyphla; Soricidae. Gene Ontology annotation, molecular function: G protein-coupled receptor activity; olfactory receptor activity. Gene Ontology annotation, cellular component: membrane. The transcript has a single exon.
AUGUCUAAGAUGAAUAACUCUACACCAAGACCCUUUCAAUUCGUCCUCACUGGCAUCCCAGGAUUUGAGGCUUACCACAUCUGGAUCUCCAUCCCUUUCUGCUGUCUCUACACCAUCUCCAUCGUGGGCAACACCACUAUUCCUUCUGUGAUCCACAGAGAACCAUCCCUCCACCAGCCCAUGUACCUAUUUCUUUUUAUGUUGGCCUUAACAGACUUGGGUCUUACCCUCUCUACCCUGCCCACAGUUAUGCAGCUUCUCUGGUUCAAUAUUCAAACAAUCACUUUUGAAGCUUGCUUUGCACAGUUAUUUCUUAUUCAUACAUUCUCUUUCAUGGAAUCCUCUGUCCUGCUGGCCAUGUCUUUUGACCGCUAUGUGGCUAUCUGCCGACCCUUGCAUUAUGCUACCAUCCUCACCAACAAAGUCAUCAGCAGAAUUGGAAUGGCCAUUGUUUUCCGCUGUGUUCUGGCUGUUCUUCCCUCUCUUUUUUUACUAAAGCGUUUGCCCUUUUGUCGUUCCCACCUUCUUUCUCAUUCCUACUGUCUCCACCAGGAUAUGCUUCGUCUAGUCUGUGCUGACAUUCGGGUCAACAGCUGGUAUGGGUUUGCUCUAGUUUUACUUAUUAUUGUAAUGGACCCUCUACUCAUUGUGUUUUCUUAUGCAAUGAUUCUGAAAAGUAUAUUGGGCACAUCCACCAAGACUGAGAAACUCCGAGCCUUCAAUAACUGUUUGUCCCACAUUCUGGCUGUUCUUGUUCUUUAUAUUCCCAUGGUUGGUGUAUCUAUGACUCAUCGAUUUGCCAAGCAUGCCUCUCCUUUGCUCCAUGUUAUCAUGGCUAAUGUCUAUAUGUUGGCACCACCUGUAAUGAACCCCAUCAUUUAUAGUGUGAAAACUAAGCAGAUUCGUCAGGGACUCCUUCAUCUUUUUAUCCGGAGGAGAGUACACUAA